AUGAGAUUCCUCGCCACUGCGGCCAGUGUUGGCCUGUGGGCAUCCCUUGUUCAAGCCUGGUCUUGCCUUUCCGACGCCGACGCCAAGUCCAUCGCCGACCGAUCCACCAUCUUCCUGCAGCAUCUCAAUGUCACCGAGGCCAAUAUGACUGCUCAAGGACUCUUCGCGAACAACAUCACCGAGUACGGCGACUCCAUCAAUUCGCUUCGGGGCGAUGCUCUUGGUACAAUCGUCGAAAAUGGCAAGCAACGUUACAUCAAUGACACCCUGUCCACGCCGCCAAUCCCUCAGAUAAACACACUCGCCAUUGUCCACGGCUGUAACCAGAUGGUUUGGCAAUGGGAGUUCCUUGGAAUUGGAACAGGUGCGAAUCGAGUCAGGGGAAUGACCUUGAUCACGGUCGAUGGGAUGAGUCAAAUCACGCAGCAGUAUGUCGAAUUCAACAGCCUGGCAUGGGGUGCGGACAUUGGAUUCAACAUCACGCCGCCGGCUGGUGGGAUCCCUUGA
This is a messenger RNA of Exophiala xenobiotica, 507 nucleotides long. RefSeq lists its product as uncharacterized. The coding region runs from base 1 to 507 and encodes 168 amino acids. Lineage: Eukaryota; Fungi; Ascomycota; Eurotiomycetes; Chaetothyriales; Herpotrichiellaceae. The transcript has 2 exons. The record is from RefSeq and is a predicted model, not a curated record.